Molecule: messenger RNA, 3091 nt
Organism: Spinacia oleracea (spinach)
Lineage: Eukaryota; Viridiplantae; Streptophyta; Magnoliopsida; Caryophyllales; Amaranthaceae
Product: probable pectinesterase/pectinesterase inhibitor 21
Exons: 4
Coding region: 231-3026 (931 amino acids)
Biological process (GO): cell wall modification
Molecular function (GO): pectinesterase activity; enzyme inhibitor activity
Source: RefSeq, a predicted model, not a curated record
CUAUUAUUAACAAAAAAAAUUAAUCAACUUCUUCUAAUUAACCCUUUUUUAAUACUAGAAAAUUAUUUCUAAGCUUUUACGGCCUCUCAUGCUUCAACGGCAGAGAGAGCCUUCCUUGUAAAUUAUUACCCCAAAGAAAAAUGAAUUGAUAAAGGGUUGUUUCUUAAGGUAAAAACAUUACAUUGUGUUACAUUGAUUAGUAAUUUGAUUAAUAAAAACAUCGCGAAUAAAUGUCGCGAGUUGCGGUAAUUACGUUGUCCUCUUUGCUCCUAGUUGGGCUAGUUGGGUCCGUGAUCUUUAGCUUUGUGUCACAUAAUUGGAACAAACCAGACCCAAAAUUGGCUAAUUCUUCAAAGGCGGUUCAAGCCAUAUGUGACCCUACGGACUACAAAGAUGCAUGUAUUAAGAGUUUAGCUAAGGUCAAGUCUGAUGACCCUAAGGAGCUUGUGAAAGGCGCAUUUGCGUCCGCUAAGGUCGAGUUGAUGGAGGUUUCUAACUCGUCCACCGUCUUGAAAGAGCUCGAAAAGGAUCCUAAGACGGCCGAGGCCGUUAAGGAUUGCAAAGAGCUCUUUCAAGACGCGAUUGAUGAUUUCCAACGUUCUUUCGAUGAAGUUUCUAAGUCGGAUUGGAAUCAGGUUAACAAUACGCUUGAAGACUUAAAGAUAUGGUUGAGUGCUACGAGGACGUACCAAGAGACGUGCUUAGACGGGUUCGAAAACACCACCGGUGACGCGAGUUCGAAGAUGAGGAAUGUGUUGCAAACGGCCAUGCAAAUGUCUAGCAAUGGACUUGCUAUUGUUAAUGACUUGUCAAAGUUGUUUAGUAGCCUUGAUAUGAAUACCAUUAACAAGAGGAGACUAUUAUCUAAUCAGGUGAAUAGACGUCUCCUAAGCGUAGCUGAUGACGGGGGUGUCCUUCUCAAGGACAACAAGGAGGAUCAAAGGAGAAGAAGGCUCCUUAGCGCGAUUAAAAUUGUUGGCCACGGCAAGGAUCAAGUGUAUCCUGAAUGGGUGGAUGGGUUUCGACGUAAGCUUUUGGAAGCCACGAACUUGGCGGCCGACCUAAAAGCGAGGGCGAAUGUAGUGGUGGCUCAAGAUGGGAGUGGCAAAUACAAGACAAUUGAAGAAGCCAUAAAUGAAAUUCCAAGGGAUGGAAAGGAGAGCUUCAUCAUCUAUAUUAAGGAAGGAGUUUAUAAUGAGUACCUUGUGCUUCUCAAAUGGAUGACUAAUGUUAUAAUUAUUGGAGAUGGUCCAACUAAGACGAGGAUUACUAAUAAUAAGAACUUUGUUGAUGGUACCAAAACAUUCAAGACGGCCACUUUGUCGGUUCUUGGUGAUUACUUCAUGGCCAAAGACAUUGGGAUAGAGAACUCCGCAGGAGCAAUAAAACAUCAAGCUGUAGCAUUUCGUGCGCAAUCUGACAAAUCUAUCUUCUUCAAUUGUCACUUUGAUGGAUAUCAAGACACUCUCUACGCUCACACAUACCGCCAAUUCUACCGUGAUUGUAGAAUCACCGGAACCAUUGACUUUAUCUUUGGUGACGCGGCUGCAUUUUUCCAAAAUUGUUCGUUUGUUGUUCGUAAACCACUAGAUAACCAAAACUGCAUCGUAACAGCCCAAGGGCGGAUGGAGAGGCAUCAACCAACUGGUAUAAUUAUUCACAAUAGUAAAUUUGAAGCCGACCCUGAGUACUACCCUCUUCGUAACCAGAAUAAGGCUUACCUAGGAAGGCCGUGGAAGGAAUAUUCUAAGACUAUUAUAAUGGAGUCUCAAAUUGAUGAUUUGAUUCAACCUGAAGGGUGGUUGCCUUGGGAAGGUGAUUUUGCCCUUGAUACGCUCUAUUACGGUGAGUUCAAUAAUGUAGGUGAUGGCGCUAGUUUGGCUAAUAGGGUUAAGUGGCGUGGGAUUAAGACUAUUGCUUAUGAACGCGCUGAGAAAUUCAUGCCACCUACGCUCUUUGAUAAUGAUGAUUGGAUUGUAGCUUCUGGCAUUCCUUAUCAACCAACCUUGUCUAGUACAGCAGAAGGACCAAUGUCAGGCAUAGAUGAAGAUCCAAACGCACCAGCAGGAGCACCAUCCUCCUUCACUUACGAAUCUUCAUCAAGUGGCACAUCUUCACACGGUUCAUCAUCGGGUGGUUCUUUUUCUCACAGUGGUUCCUCAUCAUCAUUACGUGGCUCUUCCUCCUCAAAAUCCUCUCCAUCAACUUCUGGCGGUUCAUCAUCAUCAACAACACCGUCAAUUGGCUCUUCUUCACCCGGCUCGCCCACGAAAAAAUCUUCACCAAGUGUGGGUGGCUCUACUCCCUCUAGAACCUCAUCGAAAGGAAAACCCUCGUCUAAUGAAGAAACUCCAUCUUCAAGCAAUGAGAAAGGCUCACAUUCUUCUACUCAAGAAAGUACGUCAGUAUCUUCUAUUGAGAUUGAUGCUCCUACUCCAGCUCCUGACAGUUUAUUAGAAGCGGACCUAGCCACUCCAAGCCCAACACCAAGCGAAGGCCCAAGUCUCGCCCCUUUUAAAUCCCAAUAUACAAUCCUACACAUUCCUCCAAUCUUAAGCCCAAAAAGACCCAAUUCACCAGCCUCAAGCCCAACCGAAGAAAAGAAGGUGGUUGUCGGCCCAGUAACGAUACGCGAACUUGAAAGAGUGUUGAUGUCAAAUGAGGAAAUGGAGGGCGAGGAUGAUGCAAGUAACGAUGACAUGUCAGGGAAUGUUCCAGAUGGUGAUGAGCCUAGUCCAGCUAAAGCUGAACUCCCAAGCCCAUCUCCAUCACCAACCGUUCUCACGGUUAUCCCAAGUGUAAGCCCAUUAUCAUCUCAUAAUGGGCCUAGUCCAAGCCCGUCUACGGAGGAGGUGCAGGAUUGGAAUCCUCCGAUUGGGGCGCCCGAGCCCGGACCCGCUGAUGAAGCUGAUAAAGUGCAACCUGUAGUUGGUCCACCAGUAAAGUCAAACUCUGGAUCAAACUUCAAAUUUGAGGUUCAUGCGUUGUUAAGUGGGAUGGUUAUGUCUGUUGCUCUAUUCAUGUGAAUAGAUAUUAAUUUAGACUUUAAUUUGUAGUUUUUUGUGUUUGAAUUGAAGAUUACUUAUACCUC